AUGGGGUCUCAGCGCGAUGAAAUGGUAGACGAGAACGAUGAAGACGAAGGCAGCGAUGAGAGUUACGAGCCGCGCCGACUGCGUCACAAGGCUCCUCGCCGGCGUCCAAGGAGAACCAUCGAUUGGCGUUACGAGAUCUGCACCUUCUUGGAUAAGCCCUGCGAUGUGCCCGAUAAUGACCUGCUUGAUGCUUUCGAGGAAGCCUCGGGUACCCUAGGAGAGAUUGAGCGGUUGCGAAGACAAGCUUCUGAUCAACACAUUCCUCCAAGAUACCAAGUUGUCCAUGAAAUCAUAUGCCAUCAUGAUCGAACUGAACGAGGGAUUUUCUUAGAACGUCCCAGUGUGGUCAACUAUGGUCCUCAUGGUGCACAUGUCAGAUCCAGCCGCGGAAUAUCCAACAAGGAGGUGUUUUUGGAAAGAAACAAGGAAAUAACAUUCCUGGUUUGGCGCCAAUAUGAGUGCUGUGGGAUAGAGCCGCCAGACAAAGGUCUGUUACACCAAGGUGGUACCGAUGAUUUGAAUAUCAAGGCUUUGUUGAAAUAUGAAUACAUAGAAAUCAUCUCGUCUGACCUUCGAGAAGCCAUGAUUGCUCUUGGUAGGCGUCUGGAAGACAUACCGAUGCCAGAUCUGGAAGAAGAGGAGGAGGAGGAGGAGAAGAUCGAUGCCCCGUACCUCUGGUGGUUUCACCAAAGGAGCCAGAUACAAGUUGCCACCUUGGCCAUGCAACCGGCCUUCCAGGAGCAUAUCGACGUGUUCGCACGAUACCUCCUGGAAUCUUUCGGCAAUGAAUGGGAGAUUGUCGAUCAGCUCUUGGCGAACAAAAACAUCACCGUCGAUUUGAUACAUUACUUAUUUGUUCCGAACCAAGUCAUUGUGUCCAAGUCUGCAGGUUCUGACGUUGCAAGCCUUGAGGGCUUCUGGCUUCAAGAAUGGGCACAAGUUAGCAAACCCCAAAGUGGAAAAGAUGGUCUCUCAAUCAAUCUCGAGUCAAGCCAUUGGACCUUUGACGGAAAUUUUGAAAAGCGCGAAACAGCCUUGACCAUAGACAAGUUUCCCUCGAUGCUAGAAAAGUUCGCCAUUUCCGAACUGACGAUCUACCCCCGAAGGUUCGCCAGCGGUGAGAUUGUGCGAGCGCUACGCGAGCGAGGGAGGAUGUUCUGGAAAUGUCGUGAGCGUCAUUACGUCAUGAAAACCAAUCAAUCUGACAGCAGUCUUCAAGAGACGAUCAAGGCACCCACUCGUUUCAUGGUGGAUAGGAAGGCAUAUUAUCAGUGGCACCGGGGCCAGCGACAGCAUCCGCGCGCACAUGAUGAGGGACCCAACUGCCUUGAUGCUGCAACAAUGGUCGAGGAUGACCCUGAUCUAGGUGAUAAUUUCUUCAUGUGCCUCCCCACGAAUAUCUUUGGAUUCAACAUGCAGACACAUGUCUGGGAAAAUCUAAAAGUCGCCGAGAUUCAAGAUGUGGAAUGGAAUGAGAACGCCUUUAAACUCCUUGUUCUCGAGAAGGAAACGAAAGAGCUUGUAGAGGCCGUUGUCAAAUAUCGCAUCAUGGCAGGGGGGCAGACAGAUGUCAUACAGGGAAAGGGCAACGGUUUGUUUUUAUUUGGUCCGGGGACCGGCAAGACCCUGACGGCGGAAAGUGUCGCAGAAGUUGCAAAGAGACCACUCUACAGAGUGACCUGCGGUGAUAUUGGUACAAAGGCUGAAGUGGUCGAGGAUUACUUGAGUGCUGUUUUAAAGCUGGGGAAGGCCUGGGAGUGUGCAGUGGUUCUCCUCGAUGAAGCCGACGUAUUUCUUGAGCAACGGCACCUUCACCAUCUCGAGCGAAAUGCAUUGGUCUCAGUUUUCCUCCGUGUCCUUGAAUAUUAUGAUGGUAUCCUGAUCUUGACCAGUAAUCGUGUUGGUACGUUCGACGCGGCCUUCAAGUCUCGCAUACAGUUGAGCCUGCGGUACAACAACCUGGGCAAGGAACAACGCCGGAAAAUCUGGGAGAAUUUCAUCGAGAGACUGGAAGGUCUCGCACACUCGACUGAAGCUGGCUGUGACUUCCGAAAGAAUGCGUUGGGUACGGACCGCGAUAUCGACGUCGGCAUUGACACGGCUGGCAUUCGCGAACACCUCGAUGAACUAGCGCGACAUGAGAUCAACGGACGAGAGAUUCGGAAUGCAAUUUCUACAGCGAGGCAGCUGGCCAUGUUUCGGAGAGUUCCCAUGGGAUAUGAGCAUCUCCAAACGGUCAUCGGUGAAGCGAACAAGUUCCAGCAGUACAUCAAGGACCUCAACCAAGGUUUCACGGCGGACCAGUUAUCAAACGAACGCGGAGAGAGGUACCAUUAG
Molecule: messenger RNA, 2337 nt
Organism: Pestalotiopsis fici W106-1
Lineage: Eukaryota; Fungi; Ascomycota; Sordariomycetes; Amphisphaeriales; Sporocadaceae
Exons: 11
Coding region: 1-2337 (778 amino acids)
Molecular function (GO): ATP binding; ATP hydrolysis activity
Source: RefSeq, a predicted model, not a curated record